AUGAAAAGGCUUUCCAGAAAGCUGAGUAUAACUCUGUCAGUAUUAUUGUGGGUAGCUGCGUUACUGUAUCUGUUGGUGUUAAAUAAACGGAAAUUAUCCGGUUUGGGAACUGAAGAGCAAGACAUAAAGCUCUCUGAGGCGGAGUGGGAUGAUCUCCUGGAUCGCUUCGAGGAGAAACGGUACCUGAGUGCCCACCGGUGGAAGCCGGGACAGGACCCCUACAAACUGUAUGCCUUCAACCAGCAGGAGUCUGAACGUAUCCCCAGCAACCGCGCCCUCAGAGACACCCGCGACCAUAGGUGCACUGCAUUGCAUUAUGGGCCGGAGCUGCCGCCCACGUCCAUGGUGAUCACAUUCCACAAUGAGGCGAGAUCCACUCUGCUGCGCACUGUCCGGAGUGUUCUCAACCGAACCCCUUUACACCUGAUACAUGAGAUCAUACUAGUAGACGACUUCAGUGAAGACCCUAAUGACUGUCUCCUUCUCACAAAGUUGCCCAAAGUGAAAUGUCUGCGAAACUCCCAGAGAGAAGGUCUGAUCCGGUCCCGGGUGCGAGGGGCAGAUGCUGCUCAGGCUAGGGUCCUCACCUUUCUGGACAGCCACUGCGAGGUCAACAAAGACUGGCUGCUCCCACUGCUGCAGAGAGUGAAGGAGGACCCAACCUGUGUGGUGAGCCCAGUCAUCGACAUCAUCAGCAUGGACUCCUUCGCCUACGUGGCGGCCUCCUCUAACCUGCGUGGAGGCUUCGACUGGAGUCUGCACUUCAAGUGGGAGCAGCUGACCGCCGAGCAGAGGGCCAGACGGAACGAUCCCACGGAGCCCAUAAAGACUCCGAUCAUCGCAGGAGGGCUCUUUGUGAUUGACAGGUCCUGGUUCAAUCGCCUGGGGAAGUAUGAUACCUCCUUGGACAUUUGGGGCGGGGAGAAUUUUGAGAUCUCAUUCCGGGUUUGGAUGUGUGGCGGGUCGCUGGAGAUUGUCCCAUGCAGCAGGGUGGGGCAUGUCUUCCGGAAGAAACACCCCUAUGUCUUCCCCGAGGGAAACGCCAACACCUACAUCAGGAACACCAAGAGAACUGCAGAAGUGUGGAUGGAUGAGUUUAAACAGCUCUACUACUCUGCUCGACCAGCGGCCAGGGGAAAGGCCUUCGGGGACGUUCACAGCAGGAAGGAGCUCCGUCAGAGUCUGAAGUGCAAACCCUUCAGGUGGUAUUUGGACAAUGUUUACCCGGAGCUCAAACUCCCGGACGAUCCGGGUUCCAGAUCUGGGCUAAUCCGACAGGGGCAGACCUGUGUGGGGUCCCGCAGGCUGGAAGGCCAGGAGCUGCCCCUGCUAACGCUGGGGCCCUGCAUCGGGACGAAGGUGGCCCCACAACUCGACCAGGUCUGGACCUACACACACGGGCAGCAGGUUCGCCAAGGCCAGCACUGCCUGUCCCUCCCCACUGCCGCCAUUCCCGCCUCCCAGGUGAUGCUGGAGGCCUGCAGUGAUGGGGACAGGAAGCAGAGGUGGCAGAGGUCUGGGGUGCGGUUGGAGCAUGUUCCCUCUCACCUGUGCCUGGACAGCGAGGUGGAGGUGGCCCUGGAGGGAGUGGAGAGCGGCGGGGUGCUGGUGGUGAACCCCUGUGACAGGCUGUCCCGCACGCAGAGGUGGGAGGGGCCCUUCUCCUGA
Molecule: messenger RNA, 1668 nt
Organism: Megalops cyprinoides (Indo-Pacific tarpon)
Lineage: Eukaryota; Metazoa; Chordata; Actinopteri; Elopiformes; Megalopidae
Product: polypeptide N-acetylgalactosaminyltransferase 14-like
Exons: 15
Coding region: 1-1668 (555 amino acids)
Cellular component (GO): Golgi apparatus
Source: RefSeq, a predicted model, not a curated record